AUGUACAACGCCAACCCCUCGCGGGAGUCCUCUAUCACAGUGGCGGUGCGAGUACGGCCGUUCACGCCCGGCGAAACGUCCCACUUGGUGAAACCCACAACCGACGCGCCUUUUCUCGGCGACGGCUCGCUCUCGGCGCCUGCGCGAGCCCGCUCUACACUUGAACGCCGUGCGGCGCCGCGUGGGCUCCGCAAAAUCGUGAACGUAGUGGAUGAUCGAAUGCUCAUUUUUGAUCCGCCGGAAAGCAACCCACUCCAGCGGAUGCAACGCAACGCCUUCCCUGAUAACAAGAGCGCGCGGAUCCGCGAGUACCGUUUCGUGUUUGAUCGGCUCUUUGACGAAGACGCGGCGCAGAGUGAUGUUUACGAAACCACCACCAAGCCGUUGCUCGACAGCGUGCUCGACGGCUUCAACGCGACCGUAUUCGCGUACGGCGCGACCGGGUGCGGAAAAACACACACAAUCUCCGGAACGCCAGACGCGCCCGGGAUCAUUUUCCUCACCAUGCGCGAGCUCUUCGCGCGCAUCGACGCGCGCCGCGACACGCAGCUCGUGGAGGUCUCGCUUAGCUACCUCGAAAUAUACAACGAAACCAUCCGCGAUCUCCUCAACCCGGAUGAGAAGAAGCUCCUCAGUCUACGGGAAGACGUAAACAAGCGUAUUUCUGUGACAAACUUGUCUGUACACGCGCCGCAGACCGUGGAUGAGGUGAUGCACAUGAUCAUGGUGGGAAAUGAGAACAGAACUUCCAGCCCGACAGAGGCCAACGCAACAUCAUCGCGGUCGCAUGCCGUGCUCCAAAUCAACGUCGCGCAACGCGCGCGCACGGCGGAUCUCAACGAGGAGCACGUAUUCGCGACGCUCUCCAUCAUCGAUCUCGCAGGCAGUGAGCGCGCGCUGGCCACACAAAACCGCGGGCAGCGGCUCCACGAAGGUGCAAACAUUAACAAGUCAUUGCUAGCGCUUGGCAACUGUAUCAACGCAUUAUGCGAUCCCAGGCGACGCAACCACAUCCCGUACCGUGACUCGAAGCUUACGCGGUUGCUCAAGUUCUCGUUAGGUGGAAACUGCAAAACCGUAAUGAUCGUGUGUGUGUCGCCACUGUCACACCACUACGAUGAGACGCUCAACACGUUGAAAUAUGCGGACCGCGCAAAGGAGAUCAAGACCAAGGUGCAAAGGAAUACCCACAACUUAGACCGCCACGUGGGCUCGUACCUCAAGAUGAUCACCGAACAAAAGCAGGAGAUUGCAGAGCUCCGCGCUCGCGAAGCAGCUGUUACGGCCCAGGCAUGUGUGCAAGCCCAGACGCGUACACAGAAGAUCCUCGCGGCCUUGAACGACGGCUUGGAGACGCUUCGCGCGUCACUUGGGAAGCAGAAGCCCAGACGUGCACAGAUUUUGGUCAAGCGCAAGCUCCUCAUCUUGCAGAAGAUUGAGACUGAAGAAUUCCUAAAUGAGUUUGACAAGGUAUUCGACAGCGUGGACUUGAUCUCGUGCGAGGGCCUUAUCGAGGGCAUCACCAACGUAAAACACUUCUCCGAGACGUUGUACUCCAAGUUGAUGAUGCAGAUCGCCGAGUUGGAGGAGUUGUAUGCGGCGGAGCUGGACUCGGACUUGAUCUUGCGCAAUUCGUCGCAGCAGAUGCUCAGCAAGCUUGUGGAGAUGGAUGGCUGGACUGAAGACCACACAACUUUGUUCCAGGCGCACGUGCAAUUGUUGGGGACGUCCGUGGAGCGCGAUGUGUUGUUCAAGUCAUCGGUGAUGUUCGACCAGCUCGUGGUGCAACUCAAGCCCUUCCGUUUUGUCUCGUCGCUUCUAAUCAACUUACUUGCGAGUAAUAUGGAUAUAGUGAUGCAGCAGGCGAAUGGAACGAACGACGAUGGAAUGCUCCGCCAGCAAGAUGUGGUGGAACGGUUGGAAACUGCCGUCCAUGAAUACAACAAUCGUUGGCCCGUUCCGAGUAUUUCAACCCGUCCCUGGCGAGUACAAUCAACCCAUCCGGCCCCGUCAUCCAGGCGUCGCCCCCUGCCGGCGAAGAAGGUGCGUUGGGAAGUACCGUCAGCGAACGACAGCGAUGUCAGUAUGGAUGAAGACCGCGCGAAAGAUGAGUCGUUUGACACCUCGGGCCAUAUGGAUAUUAGCCCCGCAGUGAAGCUGUCGGACGAGCUCCCCCUGGAGAUCCGCAAGCGCCGAUCGCUCACAUCACGGCCCUUGAAGUCGGCCGGCAAGAAGGGUGUGCGGGUGGAGAAAAGUGCGGGGUCACGCUCUCCGAGUCCCUCGCGCACGAACCGCAAACUUGAUUUGGGCGAGUUUCCAGACGGCCCGUUGCCGGUAAGCGUCGCCAACACUAGUUAG
Molecule: messenger RNA, 2358 nt
Organism: Babjeviella inositovora NRRL Y-12698
Lineage: Eukaryota; Fungi; Ascomycota; Pichiomycetes; Serinales
Product: kinesin family protein
Exons: 3
Coding region: 1-2358 (785 amino acids)
Biological process (GO): microtubule-based movement
Molecular function (GO): microtubule binding; ATP binding; microtubule motor activity
Source: RefSeq, a predicted model, not a curated record